AUGCCGCCAAAACGUCACAAGAUUCCCGAUCCGGCCUCAACACCGGAGCCCAAAAGGCGCAUCACGCGCUCAUCUAACAAGGCGGACAUCGUACCCGCGCAAGACCGAACAAACGACCCACCUAACGCGGAACCAACGACUUCAAACAAAUCACGUGUGCUAAAGCGCAAAGAGCCUUCUCCAACAAAUGCGACACCAGAAGCAGAUGAGCUACCGGCCGAAGAUGGCAGCCCAGCACCUCAAGUAAUCACGACCCGAACCAUCAUACACGAACUAGUCAAGAAACCAAUUCAAUGCCAUCAAUACACGCCGUCCUCCUCAAAUUCAUCACGAACCUUGAUCUUCACCCACGGCGCUGGUGGCACGCUCUCCGCCGACGCAGUAGUAAACUUCUGCACCGGCUUCUCCAAGUAUCUCCCCGUCCUCGCAUUCCAAGGCUCCAUGAACCUAAAGGCGCGAACCAAAGGCUUUCACGCAUGCAUCGAAGAAAUCCACUCUAGCCAAAAAACCACGCAAAAGAGGAAAUCAAAAGAGCAGAUGAAGAGAAAGAGGAUGCUGCUAGGUGGACGAAGCAUGGGCGCCCGAGCCGCCGUCAUCGCCGCCAGCGAACACCUAGCCGAGAAGGACCACGAACAAGAGGAGACAAGCAUACAGCUUGUCCUCGUAUCGUACCCACUGCAAGGCCCUAAGGAUGAUUUGCGCGAUCAGAUUUUGCUCGACUUGCCUGAGAGUAUCAGCGUGCUUUUUAUCAUCGGCGACAAAGACGCCAUGUGUCCUUUCGAUCUGUUGAACGAGACUAGAAGAAAGAUGGUAGCGAAAUCACAGGUCGUUGUUGUAAGAGAUGCAGACCAUGGUAUGAACAUCAAGCCUGCUAGCGCUACGAAGGAGGUUGGUGAAUCGGCAGGACGAGUGGCUGCGUGGUGGGUGGAGGGAGAUUUGAAGGCGGAUGUACAAUAUAUCGGAAAACAAGAGGAGUGA
Messenger RNA from Alternaria arborescens, 978 nucleotides. RefSeq lists its product as hypothetical. The record is from RefSeq and is a predicted model, not a curated record. The coding region runs from base 1 to 978 and encodes 325 amino acids. NCBI's taxonomy places the organism in Eukaryota, Fungi, Ascomycota, Dothideomycetes, Pleosporales, Pleosporaceae. The transcript has a single exon.